AUGCACAGCUUGACGGGGGGUCGGCAGGCGGUAAAUGAGCUCCAAGUGUUCUUGCGGGCGAUGAGUGGGGCACAGCGGUUGUGGGCGAAGCGGAUUGCCGCGCAGGAGGCCAAAGUGCGGCGCUUUAUGAUUAUGGAAGACAGCUGUCGGAAAAAGCUCCGGAAGAGUGUCCUCCGCUCCACCAAUGAGCAGUUGAAAUAUCUGGUGAAUACGGAUCUGCUGGGAAGCAUGGAGAUGAAGCUUCCACCGCGUGCUGCAUUCAACGCCUUCGGUAUCCCCACGAGGCAGGUGACCGGGUUUUCCGUCUUUGCCAUGGCGCGCCUCCACGCCUCCACGGCCUCGCUGUCGGACGCCUCGCCGAUAGCCCUUAUCGCCGACCUCCUCGGGGCGUGGGAGGUUCUCCCGCCCUCUAAAAAGGAGUGGUACGAGGCACACGCAGAAAGUGUUCGGCGCGAUCUUGUCGCAGGACACGCUACGAACCACAGUCCCCAGACAGCCUCAAAUUUGCCCAGCAACGAGGCGGAGGAACACGACGAGGCCGACUGGGAAUCCCGCGCCUAUCGCUGCUUUCUCCGCGAAGGGCGGCGACAGCUGGAGGCGUCGGUAGGUCCACUUGAAGAGGCGGAUUGGCUGGCGCUCGCACCGAAGGAGUGGGGCAGUUUGACCUUGCGGCAAAGGAAGUGCUACGCCCAGAGGUAG
Messenger RNA from Trypanosoma conorhini, 699 nucleotides. RefSeq lists its product as uncharacterized. The record is from RefSeq and is a predicted model, not a curated record. Lineage: Eukaryota; Euglenozoa; Kinetoplastea; Trypanosomatida; Trypanosomatidae. The coding region runs from base 1 to 699 and encodes 232 amino acids. The transcript has a single exon.